GCCCCCCACAGAACAACAUGAAGACGGGCCCACCACCAGCCAAACAAAGAUGUACGUCCUACUCCAUUGUGACCAGCUCCAAUACUCCAGACAAAUGCAUCAACCCCAAAGAAAACUCAAAGUCUAAGACCUCUUUAAAAAUGCUGAUCAAAUCUUCAGACAAUAAAGUUUCAAAAACAUUUCAAGUUUUGCCUACCCCAAAACCUUUCCAGAAUGGUCAGAUGGUGUCCAUCACAGUGAAUUCCAACUUGUUUGAGCGGAUGGGGUCUCUGACCAAGCAACCCCUGCAAGAACCCCCUGAGGUCACGGCUGAGGUCACGACUUUUAGUCUUCAGAAAAAAUCCAACCAAAAAAAGGUAAAAAUCAAAGACAUUGCCAAAACCACAACAAAUGGUACAGACAUCCAAACAAUUAAACUUGGUCAUGAGACAGAGUUGAAGAGUGACAAAAUAACACCUACAAAUGGCAUCAAGGCAGGUCUGUCCCACAGAGCCAAUAAAGGUGCUGAUCUUGAUGCUAAAACAGAUACGAAAUUCACUGAUUCCUUCUCAGACAAUUCAAAAAAGGAGGAUUUAAAAGAUGAUGCGAAAAUAAUCUCAGAGACUGAUAUUAGUAGCCAGCCAGUAGUCAAAUGUGACUCUCCUACAAAGUCUAGCUCGGAUAAAAAGUGCUUCAUAGAUACAAAUUUAAACCUCGGUUCAAAAUGUGAGCCUGCUAUAAAAAUGGACACUGAAAGAAAAUGUGAAAUGUCUAUAAAAACAGACUCCAGCCCAAAGUGUGAGGCGUUGACCAAACAGGAAUGUGUGAAACAAACGGACCUGGAAACAAAAUGUGAUGCUGAUUUGAAGUUGAGUCCCAGCUCUAAAUCUCCUCUUGCUAGUGUUAAAGAAGAGGGGACCCCUAAACGAGUUCUUCUCCAGGUUGUCAAUAAAGUGGGGAUUGGGAAAAAGGAGAAUGAGGUAGACUUGAAAGAGAAACAGCCACUAAUUGUAAGUAAUGACACAAAAGACGCAGAUUCAGUUAAAAUAAAUUUCCAGAAGUUACCAGAAAUAGGUACGGAUGCUGAUGUCAAGCCAGACAAUGUUGAUGCCAAGAAAUCUCUGCCUGUUGUUGUCUGUAAUGGGGCCCCAGAAACAUUAGACCCAGGCCCUAAAGACUAUUCUACCAAAGGUGAACAUCAUUAUUGUAAUGGAACAUCCGCAAUGGAUUUGAGCUCCAAGUCUCAAGUGGUCAAUGCCAAGAAAUCUGAUGAUGGGAAUUCCAUCAGCAGCCCAAAGUGUGAAGAAGAGAAAGAGUUAAAGAGCUCCACUGCUGAUUCUACUUCUGCAAGUAAGUCUACACCAGGUUGUAAUAACCAGAAAGUACACUCCAUCUCUAGCCAAAAGUCCUCAGACCCUAAGGUUGGGGGCGUGUCCUCAGCACAGCUGUUGAAAGCCAACGCCCCCACCAACAGUGUGAGGUCACUUCCUGUUACCUGCACUAUCUCUUCCAUUGUCACAGUGCCUUCUGCACCCAGCAGAAGCCCCUCCCACUCUGUCAUCUCAGUACCAAUCAUUUCAUCUACCACAAACACUGCCUCUGUCUCAGUGGCCGGAACCUCGUCACUGCCACAUAACUUAACCACUUCGUGCACAACGUCUACUGCCAAGUCUUCUGUCACUAUGACAACGACAGCCUCAACUAACCAGUGUAAAGCCACAGACCUAACAAAGCCCAAAUCACAGACAGAGAACAUUGUACCUGUUUCUAGUGCACCUGUUUCUAGUGCACCUGUAUCCAGUACACAUGUAAACAGUACACCUUCAUCAAGUGCACCUGUAUCUGGUACACCUGUAUCCAGUACACCUUCAUCAAGUGCACCUGUAUCCAGUACAUCCGCAAACAGCACACCUGUGCUAUGCUCACCUGUACCUAGUACACGUGUAUCCACGCCUGAUAUUAUCUUCCCAAUCAAGUCACACCAGCACAGCAAAACCCCCCCAGCAUCCAGCCCAACCCCCAAGUCAAGCUUCAUCAACACUGGUCUGGCCAGCCUUGACAACACCUUCCUCAUCACACCCCAGAGAGACACGGCUGCCUUAACAACAUCACACAACUCCCCCAAACCUGAAUCAUCUGCCAUCAAAUCUUUCCCUGAAGAAGUCAAGCUAGAUAACUUCCUCUUUGACACCAAACCAUCAGAGAGGAUUUCCCCAGAGUCCUCCAUCACUACAACAGCCAAGCCUAGAAAUGAGCAUAUCCUCAGUGAGAAACCUGUGAAGAGGGUAGAACCCCAACUGACAGCCAUGCACCAACUCCCAAAGACAAUCUCCCAGAGUUCCAAACCUUACUCAGUGGCCAGGUCUGUCAGCGUGUCUUCCCACUCCAAGCUCAACAACAACAUCAUCCAGACCACCAAGAUCAGCACGCUGAUACCCAAGUCCAACUCCGUCACAUCCAAGUCCAGCAUGUAUCCCAAAUCUUCAGCAUACCCUUCCACGAUAAACAACGUUCCAUCACCCAGAGCUUUCCUGAACCCGGUGAUGCCCUAUCAGAUAUCCAGACCAGAGCUAGCAGUAAACGGCAGUUCUGAGUAUGACCAGACCGUGUCACCUAAAGGACCUUCGUCCAUGUCAGUCAAGUCAGCCUCUCACAGUAAAACUUCACUUACAAAACAUGCAAAGGAGGUUGAGAGUAAGGCUGAAAAAACUAAAACAAAAAGUAUCCCUCCACUGACCAUCCCAAAAUCCACCUUAGUGAGCACGACAUUAAAACUACAGCGGUCACCUGGAUCCACUGACCAUUACAUAUUUGCUCCACAUAGCCAUUACUCCUCAUCCAGUCAUUCAAACGGGGACCGACCCAAGCCUAAAGAAAAACAUGCAGCAUCUCGCACCACGUCUUCAGCAGCCGCUGCCAAAAGAGGUGUCUACAACGGUGAAAGGCAAAGGGUCCCCACUAUAAAAAUCUCUGACAUCAACAGAAACCCAAUCAUUGUAGAGAGCGGCAGCAGCGCUCCGCUCUACCGGAACCAGGCGCACAGCAGUCCCCGUUUGUCCAUGGCUGAGAAUGGACGCAACCAUUCCAGAACUGGCAGCGAUUCCAGCCUGCCUAACGGCACGACUGAUAGAAUAGCAAGAGAUAGCCGGCGUCCAUCUCAGUCUGAGCUACUGUUGAGUCAACACUGGCGGACCUACCAGGCCGCUGACCUUCUGUUCAAUGGUUUCAAACUGCCAGCCCAUGGCAAGUUCCAUGACCUGCAUUACGACACGGAUGCUAUGCCACUGGACUAUUCGCAGUCCUCAUCCAAAUCAUAGCUGGCUACACACUGUUGUGAUGUGUCAAAGUCAUUCAUAUCUGGCUACCCACUUGUGUGAUGGUCAAAUUCAUUCAAAUCUGUCUACACACUGUUGUGAUGCAUCAAAUUCAUAGCUGGCUAAACAUUUUGUGAAAGCAAUUUUUUCUCUUAGCUGUAAAAUCUGAGUCAACAAAAAAAAUUGUUUUUUUUUUGUCUUUACUCAAAGGAUUACUAAAUAUUGUGACUUAUUCCCAAAAGGAUUACUAAAAAGUGAAACUGUUUCCAAAAGGAUUAAUAAUUAUUGUGACCAUAUUCCCAAAAGGAUUACUUAAAAUAUUGUAACCAUAUUCCCAAAAGGAUUACAAACUAAUUUGACUGUUCCCAACAGGAUUACAAAUUAUUGUACUGUUUGAAAAAGGAUAAAUAACUGUUGUGACUGUUUCCAAAAGGAUUUACAAACUAUUGAGACCAGAGUCCAUUUUCCCAAUGGAUUAUAUUGUGAUAGUAUUAUUUUGUUCAUGUUUCCUAUUACCUUAUUUAUCUUAUUUUUAGACUCUGUUCUUAAUCAGAAUGUGUUACGUACAUUUGUAUGUAUGAAUUAUGUACAUUUGUACGAAUCUGGAGGUGUGUCCAAUAUACCAUUGUACAAUAGCUGAACAAUGCUACCCCAGGUACUCAAGGGUUACAGAUUGGAUUGUUUCAAUAAUUAACAACCAUGUGAUUUAAAUCCAGCUAACAUUUAGCUGUGAGGUUGCAAAAAAAAAAAAGAAAUCUUAACUGGAAGAUGUGUGAACUAUAAAAACUUUUUGGCUAGACCUUGUAAUUUUUAUCUGGCAUCCCAAUUAUUUUUUUUUCUAGUGUAGCUUGUACUUGUAGCUUCAUGUAUUGUGUGACUAAAUAUUAUAUUUAAGCUUUCUCCUAUUGGAGGAAAUUUGUUGUGAUUUUUGCGUUGACUUUUUGACAGAGGUUUUGUUAGUGUAAAAUAUAAAUUCAAAAUCUAAUAUUAACAAGUUAUAUGCUGCAAGAUUUAAGACUGCACUACUGAAGCUAGUGUUAUUUGUGGUCACUGUUUACCAAUAUUUCUCUUUCCUCUUUUAGAUAAUUCACAUAUUGCCAUAAUUAUUUCACAUUUAAUGCAUGAGGUGGGUUUUGUCAUUCUCUGUUAAAUAUAUUAGAUCUAGAGUCUAAUGGUUUUUCUGGCCUGCUCAAUUCUGUUUUUUUUUCUGGCCAAUCAAUUCUGUUCUGGUCUUCAAUCUGUGUUUCUGACCUACUUAUUUAACCUAACCGGUUAAAGUAUUUAAAAAAAAAAACAUCCUAAUUUUUUUUAAAAAGAUAAAAGUGGCUCAUAGUCAUAGCCUUUCAAAACAUAGGUCAUGGCUUUGUCUUUAGUAAGGAUUCAAGUAGGUCAUUUCUCGACCAACCUAAUUUAACCUAGGUCACCACUUUGUCUACAUUAAAUCUAGGUCAGAGUUCGACCUACAUAAAGUUUAAAUUAGGUCACCACUUUGUCUACAUUAAUCUCAGUCAAAGUUCGACCUACAUAUAGUUUAAACUAGGUCACCACUUUGUCUACAUUGAAUCUAGGUCAAAGCUCGACCUACAUAUCUAGGUCUUACCCUAAAGUAUUGAAACUUGUCACAGUUUAACCUACAUUUAGCACUGUUGACCUGGCAGGUUUAAAUAGGUCACGCAAACUUAAACAAAAGUAGGUCAUGUUUUAGAUCGUGGUCUAUCAUUUACCAAAGAAACUUAUCCAAACAUCUGAUGAAUGAAUGAAGACAUGUAAUUUUCUGUACAUAUCUUGUAAUUUAUUUUUGGUGCUUUUUCUUCUUGACACCCUAGAUUUGUUUUAAUUUAUUUAUAACAGAUACAGAAACAUCACUAGUAAGUGAGGUCGUACAUCUAUAAGGUGUUUUAAAUCAGAUUUUUAAUUGAAACAAUCCGGUUGGUAUUUAUAUUUUACUCUGGCAAUCUGAUUUCAAGUAACAUGGUUGUUCUGUAUGGACCAUUCCAUCUGCAAUAUUCAUAUCUUCAAGACUAACAAACCAUCAAGUUCCAAUUUGUGCUUAGUCAGCAUUGUUCCAUGGAUUUGAUAGAAAAAAAUUUAAGCCUGCAUGGUUCAGUAGAGCUAGAAGGUGCUUUAGUCCCAUUUCGAUAUUAUAAUUUAAUACAAGAGAAGCUCUUUCAUUUUAUAGAUUGGGCAAUGGCAUUUAGUGAAUUAUGGUAUGGCAUUUAGUUCAAUUAUAAUUAAAAGUUUAGAGUAUGGCAGUUUGACGAGAAAUGGCAAUCUACUCACUAGUUUUUACAAAUAGUCAAUAUAUUUUUAAUUAUUUAAUGAAAAAUUGAUUUUUUUUCUGUAAAUGUGUAGUAGUUAUGUAGUUUAUUUACCACUAAUGCAUGAGUUAAUUGUUGUGGGUUUGGGUUAGUGUUUUGUUAAGCAUUAUUUAAAAAAAAAAAUAUUUUGUAUUCGCUGCAAUUUAGCGCAGCAGAAUACUUUAAAAUCUAGUGCUGUUCUGUGCGGAUUUAUGAUGUUCGUGGGCCACAAGUAGCUGUUGAGCUCAUUCAUACGUCACACGUUAUGACCCCUGCAGAUAUUCAUAUACAUUCUGGAGCUUACAAUCCGAUUCAGUUACGGUCCCCAUGAUCAUAUUUCAGACUACUGCUUGGUACGAUCCCUAUAUAUUUACAGCUCAUACUUUGGAUAC
Physella acuta is the source of this 5982-nucleotide messenger RNA. Its product is annotated as mucin-5AC-like. The record is from RefSeq and is a predicted model, not a curated record. NCBI's taxonomy places the organism in Eukaryota, Metazoa, Mollusca, Gastropoda, Physidae.